UGCUGUGUGUGUAAGCUCGCAGGGGAUUACACAACGCAGGCGACAGGCGACAGGGUGGCAGGGGUUGCGGCUAGAUCAGUGAGAGAGACACGCAGAGAUAUAGGAAGGCACACACGGAAAGUCAGGCAUAAAAGGAGGGCUAAGCGAGAGGUACCUACAUCCGUCGUCGGAUCGUGGUCUCGCAGACACCUCCCCCUACUGCUGCUUGCUCGUGUCGAAGCUGCUGCUGUGUCCAGGUCGUCUCACUAGUAAGCUCCCCCGCUGGAUGCCCUCGCCAUGAACGGGUUGCGCGAUACGGUCUCCCCAGGGCCGUACUUCCCCUUCCACCGAGACGAGACCUACCCCAGGACUCUCUGCGUGAACUUCAAGAGGCUAGAGUAUCGUACCCUCCAGAAGUACUGCAAGCUUCACGGCAUCAACGUCCGCCCCGACUGCUCACAGGCCGAGCUGGCCGUCGCUGCCGCCAGACAUUUUCAGGAGGCACCUUCGGUGGACGAAGAGAAUGUGAUGGUGUCGUUCCUACAGAAGGUCAUCGUUCCCGACCGGCCUUUCGAGCCCACCAUCGACCUCGCCCUCGCCCGCAUGGGAAGCCUUAGCGUCGACACGGCGGACCUCGGAGGUGGUGGAGGCAGCGGCGGCGGAGGGCGGAGCUCGAUGCCCAACGCCAUGAUGCACGACCACAUGGACGACGGCAUGAAUGACGACAUGGUGGACAGCAUGGGAGGGGAGAUGGGGGUCGGCGGAGGGGGCCGGGGAGGUGUGCACGGCGGCAAUGCCGGUGGUGGCCAUCAUGGCGGCGGCUACGGCCGUCGCGGUGGUGGACACUCUUCUGCAAUGGGUGGAGGGAUGGGGUACGACGAGAAGCCGCGGGCAGAGGGCUACUCGUCCAGGGGAAUGGGGGGGG
Messenger RNA from Ectocarpus sp. CCAP 1310/34, 904 nucleotides. The record is from the annotation of a GenBank genome assembly. Lineage: Eukaryota; Phaeophyceae; Ectocarpales; Ectocarpaceae.